AUGGUUUACUCCGCUUCACUUGUCGUCGCCUCGACCAAGUCAGAGUUGCCUUAUCAUUUAAAUUCUGCCAUAAUGAAAGUCUGUCAGGAAGCUUUGGUACAACGUGGCACAUUCACAAUAGCACUGUCAGGUGGAUCCCUGCCGUCGUUUCUAUCGUCGGUAAAAGACGUCUUCGAAGCUGCCGGGAAUGAUCCGAAGUUUGAGAGUUGGCAUAUCAUUCUAGCGGAUGAGCGCUGCGUACCAAAGUCUCAUCCUGACAGCAACAUGGGCGCACUUGAAAACGACUUUCUCAACCAAGUUUCUGUUCCGUCAGAUCAAGUACAUGCCAUAAAUACGAGAAAGUUGGAAGAAUCUACUGAUGCCGUUGCAUCAGAUUAUCAAGAACAGAUUGAAGAAGUUCUAUCAAUAUCGGGUGGACAGCUGGAUCUGGCGGUUCUAGGAUUCGGUCCCGACGGUCACACUUGUUCAUUGUUUCCAAAUCAUGUAUUGCUCACCGAGCAGAACAAAAUGGUUGCCGCAAUCGAAGACUCUCCGAAGCCACCCCCUCACCGAAUCACCUUGACAUUGCCAGUUUUGAAUAAGCACACUAGACACGUCAUUUUCUGCGGGGCAGGACGUUCGAAGAGUGCUGUUGUGCGGGAUGUAUUUAGCGACAUUUCUCCGGCUGAUGCAAGCUACUCCGUCCAACACGGAAAUCUUUACAAAGUAACAUUAUCAUCUCCAGCGCCAUAUCCAUGCGCAAUGGUUCGUCCUGAUUCCGAACAAACGGAAAAUAGUUUGAUGUGGAUUGUAGACGCGGAUGCCAUGGAAUCAGCCACAGAGCAGAAAUAA
This is a messenger RNA of Phaeodactylum tricornutum CCAP 1055/1, 831 nucleotides long. RefSeq lists its product with no specific name. The transcript has a single exon. Bases 1 to 831 code for a protein of 276 amino acids. Gene Ontology annotation, biological process: pentose-phosphate shunt; carbohydrate metabolic process. The record is from RefSeq and is a predicted model, not a curated record. NCBI's taxonomy places the organism in Eukaryota, Bacillariophyta, Bacillariophyceae, Surirellales, Neidiaceae. Gene Ontology annotation, molecular function: 6-phosphogluconolactonase activity.